Penicillium angulare is the source of this 810-nucleotide messenger RNA. RefSeq lists its product as uncharacterized. The transcript has a single exon. Bases 1 to 810 code for a protein of 269 amino acids. The record is from RefSeq and is a predicted model, not a curated record. Lineage: Eukaryota; Fungi; Ascomycota; Eurotiomycetes; Eurotiales; Aspergillaceae.
AUGAACGGUGAAAUGAUUGAGGCUAAAACAAGACACGUUGACUGGUCGGAGGUCGAUGUCGACACAUUUGUUCGGUUAUGUGAAUUUGCCUAUUUCAGAAACUACACCCCCCCUUCAUUUCGCCUGAUCGAAGGUCGGACUCCUCUGGAAGCCACAAAAGCAAUCAAGAAAAAAGUUCAACGCAAAAGUCGUCGCUCGAACGUGAUCCGGGACUCGCCUACAGCAGAACCCGAGCCUGAACCUGCGCCUGAAACGCCGGAACCUCUAGAUGAAGCACCACCGCCCGAGGGAACAGAAUGCAAUGAUCCAGAGAUUAUUUAUAAAGAACGAAGUGUUUGGACUGGACAGCUGCGGGAUAAAUUCACUCGGACUUUGGUCAUUCCGGGUACAGAAAGUAAUCCAUUGGAAACUACUUUCACAGCACCUGAAAUUACUGGUUCCUGGGAAGAUUUUCACCCUGUCUUUCUCGAGCAGGCAAAACUAUAUGUGCUAGCCGACAAAUACGGCAUAGAGCCUUUGCGUCAACUCGUUCUUUGCAAGCUUUACCAAACACUGAGCAGCUUCAAGCUAUUUGAUACAGGGGUGGGCAGUAUUAUGGAAUUUAUUCGAUUCGUAUAUUCGAACACACCCCCAAAUUACGGCGGUCGGGUAGAUGCUCUACGAAACUUGGUGACGCGUUAUGUCGUUUCUGUUAUUGGGCGGAUUGGAGAAAACCAAUGUUUCCAAGAGCUUUUAGAGGACGGCGGUCCCUUCGUCGCUGACUUCUGGCGCAUUAUUUGGAGUGUUGACGAAUCUCCCAGGAGCCAAUAG